This is a messenger RNA of Lytechinus variegatus (green sea urchin), 2122 nucleotides long. RefSeq names its product mutS protein homolog 5-like. Gene Ontology annotation, cellular component: nucleus. The coding region runs from base 1 to 2001 and encodes 666 amino acids. Gene Ontology annotation, molecular function: ATP-dependent DNA damage sensor activity; ATP binding; mismatched DNA binding. The transcript is spliced from 18 exons. NCBI's taxonomy places the organism in Eukaryota, Metazoa, Echinodermata, Echinoidea, Temnopleuroida, Toxopneustidae. Gene Ontology annotation, biological process: chiasma assembly; mismatch repair. The record is from RefSeq and is a predicted model, not a curated record.
AUGUGCUCUGCCACUGAACCACCAAGCCUGAUCCGUGCUACAGGAGGACUUCUUAAAUUCCUGGAGAAGAAGAGGAUUGGCGUGGAGUUGGAACAAUCUGGUGUGAAUAGUCCGGUUCUCAACAUCAAAUCAUUCUCCCUGUCUGAUAUGGUAAGCAUUGAUAUGAAUACCUACAGCAGUCUACAGAUCUUCCAGAAAGAGAGUCAUCCAUCUGUCUAUAAGUCAGGUGGUAGUGGUUCCAAAGAGGGACUCAGUCUAUUUGGGGUCUUGAACAGAACAAGAUCAGUCAUUGGGCGUAGGCUGAUGAGACUGUGGUUCUUGCGUCCAUCUCGUAAUCUUGACCUUCUUCUGAAGCGACAGGAAGCAGUUUCUUUCUUCUUGAAUCCAAGGAAUGCAGAGGUCACUGGAUCACUUCAGAAUUGCCUCAAGAAUAUCAAAAAUGUUCCGAGAAUUUUCAAACAGAUGCAGCAAGCCCAAGCCUCCAUGACAGACUGGCAAUCCCUAUAUAAGACAGCCUACAAUGCCAUCAAUAUAGCUGAGAUUUGCCGGGCGCAGAAAGUUGAUGUGCCCAUUUUCAAAAAGAUCUCCAAAGCAUUCACCAAUGAUGUUCACCAUGUUGCUGCAGCCAUAAGUCAACUGGUUGACUUUGGAGAAUCAUUUGCGCAAAAACGAUUUGUCGUGAAACCGCAUGUUGAUGAGGAGCUUGAUCAGAGAAAGCGGACAUACAGUACUCUACCAAGCUUGAUGACGACCGUAGCAAGGGAAGAACUUGAUAGACUUGGAUCGGACGUAGAAGAAUGUUCCAUCAUAUAUGUACCUCAGCUUGGAUAUCUGUUGGCUUUACCAUGCACUAAACACAUGGCAGAAACCAAGGAUUUCACAAUUGAAGGCUUGCAAUUCAUGUUCAUGUCCAACAAUGUUGUUCAUUACAAGAGUGCAAGAACAAGAGCCCUUGACGUCAAGUUAGGCGACACCCAUUGUGACAUCACAGACCAUGAAACACAGAUCAUGCAUCAAUUACAGAAUGAUAUCCUUCGCAAGUCACAGGUCUUCUAUGCUAUCAUGGACUAUGCUGCUGAGCUAGACUGUUUGAUUGCUAUGGCCAUAGCUGCCAAAGAAGGCAACUACAUCCGGCCGGAGCUUACCCCUGGGAAUCAGUUAGACAUCAUAGGAGGCCGUCACCCCCUUCAGGAGCUCUGUGUUACCCCCUUCGUUCCCAACGACGCUCACUUUGGAGGUGACCAUACUAGGAUCAAAGUCAUUACUGGUCCCAACGCCAGCGGGAAGAGUAUCUACUUGAAACAGGUUGGUUUGAUCACAUUUAUGGCUCUGAUCGGUAGCUUUGUACCUGCGGAGAAGGCUAGUAUUGGCAUGUUGGAUGGUAUCUAUACUAGAGUUCACACACAGGAAUCUGUAUCAGUGGGACUAUCAACAUUCAUGAUAGAUCUUAACCAGCUAUCUGUAGCAAUCCGAGAUGCAACCAAGAAUUCUCUUGUGAUUGUUGAUGAGUUUGGCAAGAGUACUGAUACAGUGGAUGGUCUGUCUCUGCUGGUGGCUUGUAUCAAACAUUGGGAAGCUAAAGAAUCAGACUGUCCUUAUUCACUGGUUUCAACACACUUCCAUUCUAUCAUCAGAGAAGGUCUUCUAUCAGCAUCAAGAUAUCUCUCUUAUCAGACCAUGGAAGUACUUGAGAAUGAGGGUGAAUUGGUAUUUCUUUAUCAGCUGAUUGAUGGACAUGCUAACUACAGCCAUGCUAGCCACAUAGCACUGACCGCUGGUCUACCAGAUGAACUGGUCAAGAGGGGUGUACAGGUCUCCAAACUUCUUAGAGAGAACCAACCAAUCCUCAGAGUUGAUUCCACAAACUCUGAGAAUCAGUAUAAGAGAUACAAGGAGAUUCUAACCAAGUUCCUGGAACUAGACCUAGACUUUGACGACCUACCUGGAUUCUUGAGAGAUGAGGUUCUCCAAAGUCCAUCAUCAGCCUCUGAUAAGUCCUAAGCCAAGGGGUAUGACAAUGACAAGAUUCUGACCAAGUUCCUGGAACUAGACCUAGACUUUGACGACCUACCUGGAUUCUUGAGAGAUGAGGUUCUCGAAGUCCAUCAUCAGCAUCAAAUGA